Sinocyclocheilus grahami is the source of this 3891-nucleotide messenger RNA. Its product is annotated as tropomodulin-1. The transcript has 11 exons. Gene Ontology annotation, molecular function: tropomyosin binding. Bases 304 to 1440 code for a protein of 378 amino acids. The record is from RefSeq and is a predicted model, not a curated record. Lineage: Eukaryota; Metazoa; Chordata; Actinopteri; Cypriniformes; Cyprinidae. Gene Ontology annotation, cellular component: striated muscle thin filament; myofibril; cytoskeleton. Gene Ontology annotation, biological process: myofibril assembly; actin filament organization; pointed-end actin filament capping.
GCUAGACUUGUUGAAAGAAGGCUCGAGCAGUAACUGCUUUUAAUAUUUGGACUUUUCUCCGCCGUGUCAAGCGCUGUUCUUCUAUGAACCUUGGACUUGAGCAUUCAUUGCUUGAGGCAGCUGCGCAUUUGUGUGAAUUAGCGGCUCCGAAAAGAAACCAUAUCUGGUCAAAGUAUUCAGCUGUCACAUGCGCUAUAUAUAGUGUGGGAUAAGCGCUGUCUGAAGUGCUGUGGUUGGUCGGCUGGACUGUUCCUGUCUUUUUUCUUUUCUUCUGUCCACUUCUUCUAUUUUAUCUUGUUCACCAUGUUCCGUAAAGAGAUGGACAAGUACCGGGAUGUGGAUGAGGAUGAGCUCUUGCAGAAGCUCAGUGAAGAAGAACUCAGGAGACUUGAAGAUGAACUUGAAGAGCUUGAUCCUGAUAACGCACUGUUGCCGGCAGGAUUCAGACAGAGGGAUCAGACUAAGAAAGCUCCGACCGGAACAUUCCAGAGAGAUGACCUUCUAUCUCACCUGGAGAAACAGGCCAAAGAACAUCCAGAUCGAGAUGAUCUUGUUCCCUACACUGGUGAGAAAAGAGGAAAAGCGUGGGUUCCUAAGACCAAAGUUGUUGACCCUAUCCUGGAAGAUGUCACUCUGGAGCCUGAACUAGAGGAGGCGCUAUCUAGUGCUACUGAUGCAGAAUUGUGUGAUAUAGCAGCCAUUUUGGGCAUGCACACACUGAUGAGUAAUCAGCAGUAUUACGAAGCAUUGGCCAGCAGUACUAUCGUCAACAAACAGGGCUUGAACAGUGUAAUCCAGUGUACUCAGUAUAAGCCUGUGCCAGACGAACAGCCCAAUGACACAGAUGUAGAGGAAACACUACAGAGAAUCAAGAGAAAUGAUCCAGACCUUGUUGAGGUCAACCUAAACAACAUUAGGAAUAUUCCAAUCCCAACUCUGAAAGCGUAUGCUGAAGCUCUCAAAGGGAACAGUGUUGUGGAACGCCUGAGCAUCGUUGGCACCAGAAGUAACGAUCCUGUGGCCUUUGCACUAGCAGACAUGCUGAAAGUGAACACCACUCUGAAGAGUCUAAACGUUGAGUCAAACUUCAUUACUGGAGCUGGAAUUCUGGCACUCGUGGAAUCUUUAAAGAGCAACACUACACUGCAGGAGCUAAAGAUUGACAACCAGAGCCAGCCUUUGGGUAAUAAGGUUGAGAUGGAGAUAGCUAACAUUUUGGAGAAGAACACUACUCUGCUGAAGUUCGGAUACCACUUCGCCCAGCAGGGCCCACGCUUGCGUGGAUCUAAUGCCAUGAUGAACAACAAUGACCUGGCACGUGUAGUUCGGUCGGACUCAGAUGGCGCGAUCACAUUCACUCUGUCAGUCCCUGAGCUGGAAAGAGCCUUCUGUAAAAAGUUCAAGUUCACAUCAAAACCCAAUAAGAAAGAGAAGGCUUGAAGGAGGACCCAUCUUUCCUAAAUGUCGGACAAACGUGUAGCAGCCUCGGGAACCCUCUAUGGCCUGGGACCUGCAUCACACCCCAUCUCAUCCCAAAUCCUCCCUUCAUUUCUGUCCCUUUCACAGAUAAAUCACAGGAUCAUCUAAAAAAAAAAAAUCAUUCAAUUCAGAAUGCUUCUUUUAAAGCCCCAGAUCUGGAAACCCAAAGGUACCACCCUCUGUUUACCAGACACAUAGUUACUCAUGGUGAGUGUUUUAAAAAUGUGUAAACUACCUGCCAUAACAUUAGCAGGGGAAAAUCACCUGCUUGUGUUGAUGGAAGCAGUAAAGAUGAAAAUGACACUCUCACAAUGUUGACCUAAUAUUCUUGCUGUAAACAGUUCGACCUUAAAAACCAGCCAUUUCACUGUGUUUGGAUGCACACCAAGAGCAUCAAACUUCAAACUUGACUGAUUGUAGGUGUGGUUUUGUCUUCUCCUGGCCAGUUUGAAUCUCACUGUAGUAGUAGUUCUCGCACACAUCGCAUAGAAGCAUGUUCUUACUGUGUGCUUUUUGGGAUGUACUGUAAUUUUGACCUGCUCUUCUCUCUUGAAAUAUUUAACAACAGGUAAAUUUGUAGCUAUGCAGAUUCAUUGCUGGCAAGUCGCUGUACCGUGGUUUCUAGUACUUUGCUAUGCGGCAAACACCAAUGCAAGUGCAUUGUUGGUGCAUAUUUGCAUAAACUCGCAUCACCAAGUCGUCUACAGCUCAUGUCGCAGAAAUCACCAACUUGCAUUUAAAAAUAAAUUUGAAUUUCUAGUCGCUGCAAAUCACUGUCAGUGUGAACAUAUCUUUAUUGGUCACCUGAUAACAGUACAAAAUCUAAGCUCUAUGUAUUUGCACUGCUCCAGUAUAUUUAUGAAAUUAUGUAGUUUAUAUCCUUGGUUUGAUGAGGGGAAAACCUCUUUGUCAUGUUUAGGACAAGCUGUGUUUCAAUUUCCACAAUUAGCAAUAAUAUCUCUCUUAUUAUACUAACGGUCUCUCUAUGUUAUCCACUUAUCAUAAAGUGAAUGUGACUGAUGUGUAUACAGUGUUCUUCCUCAUUUAAUGCUUUUUUAUGUUUGAGUGAGGAUCAAAACACAAUUGAAAACCUAUCAUAAAACUAUAUGUAUUAUUGCCUAUGACUGCUCUCAUUAAGUAACGUCCAGGUUAAAUCCCUAAACAAAGAUAUUAUAUUUUGCAUGAAGAAAAUUAUUUUAGGAUCAAACUACCAUACAAGAUAUUUUGCAUUGUGACAUUACGUUCAUGGUAUUUAAGCAUGAUUUCCCCUGAAUUCUCAUUACAGCAAUUUAAAAAAGUACAUUAAUUAAAUUCAGUAUAACAAAUAAUACACAGGGCUUGAUUCUUACUUUUUUCCCCCAAAGAACACCAGUGCUCCUAAGUUGAACAAUUUAGGAGCAUGUUAAAUCUCUUAAGGGGCAUUGAAAAUGUAUCAUAAUGAGCCACAAACAGACGUUUACAACACAGAAAGUACACUAGGUUUUUAAAUAUUUCCGCUUCAAACUGUAUUAGUAAUUAUAUACUGUUAUAAACAGAUUAUUGUGCUGUAAAAUCUGUGUUAAAUAAUGUUUGCAAUCUUUCUUUCCUGAGGAGGCAGCUCAAACAGAACAGACUUUGCAGCGUUCAUAUUUACAUAAUGAAAUAAGAACCUUUUAAAGCUUAACAAUCACAAUAGCCUGUAUCAUGAUUUCUUUUUUUCUGUCCCCAAGACCUUUUAAGAUAUUGAUGUUUGUUAUACAAUUGAAGAUAUUUAAGACUUUUUAAAUACUUGCAGCAACUUUUUUUUAUUUGCACAUGCUCCUAAAUACAUUUUACAGUUUGCACACAUCUAUUUUUAGUUGCAGAAGCGAGUGAAAUGUUCGCAAUGUUGAGCUCUUGUAUGGGAAUGUUUACUUAAAAUUGCACUGAACGAUUUUUUCAUACAUCUUGAUUUUGAGGGCAAAUAUGACCUGGUCAUUUAUUGGCAGUUUUUGUGAGACUAGGCAUCAUUUGCAAUCUGUCAUGUGCAGUGAUUUAGCAGGUGUGUGUGUGUGUUUCUCAGAUAUUUGUUGUCCGUGAUCAGGCCUUACUCCCUUCACACUCUCCCAGCACAGUAAAAGUCAGUGUUUUAUGGAUGUAAGCAUUAUCCUUCUGUUUAAAGGACCGAGCAUUUAUAGGACUUUUGGGGCCGUCGUCUUGUUCAAAACCAAAAUUUUACUGUUGAUUGUCUUGUCCUGUGUUUGGACGCAGGCCCAUGAUCGUAGCUAUAGAGUGCCUGGAAAGGUGCACAUAUUUACAUUUUGUUAGUGCACCUUACUGUAUGUGGUUUAUUGAGUUAAUAAAGACAGAAUAAGUUGUGUGGACAUGUUCUUAACACUUUUUUUCCCACCACAUUCAUAGCUUUGCAUCAGGAAUAGUAUUUAAAUAUUUAUG